Cinara cedri is the source of this 1466-nucleotide messenger RNA. Lineage: Eukaryota; Metazoa; Arthropoda; Insecta; Hemiptera; Aphididae. The record is from the annotation of a GenBank genome assembly.
CAUAGAGUUUUUCUUAUUAGGAGGUCAAAUAAUGACAAAAGAAUGGACUUUUGCCAAGGCAAACGAAAUCUUCGCCCUGCCGUUUCCUGAAUUAAUUUAUGCGGCACAAACAGAACAUAGGAAAUAUUUUAACUCUAAUGAGAUACAAGUUAGCACACUUCUAAGUAUUAAAACAGGUAGUUGCCCUGAAAACUGUUCUUAUUGCCCACAAUCCGCGCACUAUGAUACUGGACUACAAAAAGAAUCCCUAUCAAAAGUUGCUGAAGUAGUUGAAGCAGCAAAGCGUGCAAAAGAAGCCGGUAGUACUCGUUUCUGUAUGGGUGCAGCUUGGCGUGGACCACGUGAUGAUGACUUAAAAAUUGUUUGCGAGAUGGUCAAGGAAGUAAAAAAGUUAGGCCUUGAAACAUGCGUCACUCUUGGAUUAUUGAAAGACCAUCAAGCUAAUAUGCUGAAAGAAGCUGGGUUGGACUUUUAUAAUCACAAUGUCGACACAUCUGAAGAGUACUAUGACAAAAUUAUCACAACACGUACUUUUAAAGAUCGCUUAGAUACGCUGGAACAUGUACGUAGUGCUGGAAUUAAAGUUUGCUGUGGUGGUAUUCUUGGCAUGGGUGAAACUAAUGAGGACCGAAUAAAAAUGCUAGUUUGCCUCGCCAAUAUGAACGAACCUCCAGAAUCAGUACCAAUUAAUAUGCUAAUAAAAAUUCCUGGCACUCCGCUUGAAAAUGUAGAGAGUAUUGAUCCAUUUGAUUUUGUUCGCACUAUCGCAAUAGCAAGAAUUAUGAUGCCAAAGUCUUAUAUUCGCCUAGCUGCCGGACGAGAAAAAAUGUCAGAUGAACUACAGGCACUUUGCUUUCUUGCUGGUAUUAAUUCUAUUUUCUAUGGUGAAAAACUACUUACAGCACAAAAUCCUGUACCCGAACGGGAUAAUUAUUUAUUCCAGAAACUAGGGCUGCAGAAAUUACAAUGCGUCAAACAUUCUUCCUAAUAGUAAAGAUAUAGUUAAUGUGCAAAUAGCAAUUUAAUAAAAAUAUUGAUAUAAUUUAUUUAUUAUGCAAUGCUAUUAACUUAUAAAUUAAAUGGUAAUAUAAUGAAAGAAUUACAAGAAGAGCUAAAGGAACUGGAAAAUGUAUAUCUAGAAAACAUCGUUUCAACACAGCCAGUAAGUAAGAUAAAAGUAAAUAAAAUCAACCAAAUAUUAAUGAAUUUGAAAGAUUCAUAUAUCUCAAACAUGUUACACUCUGUCUUAUGGAAGAUUUAAUUCUACCAUAAAUUCAGUUAUUUGUCAAUAGAUUCCUGCAAAAGCAUAAAACGAAUAUCUAGCUGCAGUUAAAACACUUCAAGAUAAAAUUGAGCAUUUUCUCACUAACUUCAAAACAAAAUCACUAUCAGAUGCAAGAGGCUUAUCGAAACCAUUAAUUUAACAAUAUGCAAUGCUACUCUUGACCACUGUAACAUUGUCCUUU